AUGGUGCAGCUGCGACAGCGAAGUCGCCGUCAGCUCGUCAAACUGGUGCUUGCAGUGUCCUGGGCGCUCCUGGCACUUGCACUUCAAACCUCAGGCUCGACUGAAAUCACGACCUUCCUUGCCGAUCAGGCUAAGGCCAUGCAAAGGGCGCAUGGGCAGCUGGAAGCCGCCGCAUCGAAGUUGGGCCGCCCUCCGAGGAAGGUGACUCUAAAGGAGUUCCUUCUGGAUCCGAGCUUCGUGCCACCGUUGGUGGAGUACACCGUUGAAGAGACGGACGGGCUGCACCAUGCAAGAGUGGCAAUCGGCGGAACUUUUCAUGCAGGUGCACCUUCAUCUUCGCGCGAGGAGGCGGAGCUGAGUGCGGCUUUGGUGGCCCUGCGCUCGCUUCGAGCGAACAACCGCGACGAGGUGAAGCGCGGACACCAGGAGGCCAUCUUCCGCGUGCCACGUGGGCACAACCUGCGGGUGACGACAAACAGAGUCACUGGGGGCAAACAUGCCUCGAAUUUGAAGUGGAUUCAGCAGAACAGCGGAGCGGAGGUUUCGCUCCUGGGUGGGCAAGGCACUGGCAAGCCGCUCUCGGUGAAAGUCUCGGGAGAGGCAACAAGCUGCAAGAUUGCUUCCGCAAUGGUCCACGACCUGCUGGCCUUGCUGCCUGCCAAUGUGCAGACGGGGCGCCAGCAGAGACGGAAGUCUCCUCAGGGAUUUGCUCCGAUGUGA
Molecule: messenger RNA, 720 nt
Organism: Symbiodinium sp. CCMP2592
Lineage: Eukaryota; Dinophyceae; Suessiales; Symbiodiniaceae
Source: the annotation of a GenBank genome assembly